Molecule: messenger RNA, 585 nt
Organism: Postia placenta MAD-698-R-SB12
Lineage: Eukaryota; Fungi; Basidiomycota; Agaricomycetes; Polyporales; Adustoporiaceae
Exons: 4
Coding region: 97-420 (107 amino acids)
Molecular function (GO): ABC-type oligopeptide transporter activity
Source: RefSeq, a predicted model, not a curated record
GACACAUAUAGCGGCCUUCCACCGGAUACGCGUACGAUUUUUGGUCGUCCCAUAAACCAAUGGGCGACACGGGACCUAGGGCUAAGCGGAGGUCAAAUGCAACGACUUGCUGUAGCGCGGACGCUCAUGCGUUCGAUUGUGUCAGAAGAGUCUCUAAUUGGGUUGUUGCUGUUUGACGAGCCAAGCGCGUCAUUGGAUCCGACUGCAGAGCACGAGCUCUUCGCGCGGCUGAGAGAGCUGAGAGGGGGGAGGACAAUGCUGUUCUCAUCGCACCGUUUCGGGAACCUGACCAAGCACGCUGACAUGAUUUUGUUCAUGAAUGGAUCAUCGAUUGCAGAGACGGGCACGCAUGAUCAAUUGCUACAGCGCGAUGGGGAAUACGCAAAGGUCUGGAAAUUACAAGCUCAGGCCUUCUUGUAGAAUUGUGAGACAUCGCCUCCGAAGGGAGUCCACGCAUAUACCAUAUGGCUGUGUUGUGCCACGAUAGGCUUUCUCCAGCCACAUUAUUGAGUUUUAUGAGGUCAUGACAUUGUAUGGUUCUUAUCGAGUAUCUGCUUAGAUAUACCACGGACCAUCGCAUCGCGG